CUGAGAAAAGUCGAGCGCGCUGUCUUACGGACAGUUCUUGUUUUUAUGUUGUAAUUCCUCGUUCACACUUUUAUAUAGUAAAAAUCCAUGUUCUUUCUGUAUGUAUGUUUGAAGGCUGAUACAAAAACUUAUCAGUAUCAUUGCUUCCCUUUGUAUACACAAGAGCUCAUGCCCUUGUUAUUCACAAAACUAGAACUCAGAUGUAUUUCAUGAAUUCUUACUGAUAUUUAUCAAUACAUUAAAUCAUUUAAUUUCAAAAACAAUUUAAGAGCCUGGCAGUCAGUCUUAUGUGCGUCUUAUGUGUGUCUGUUUGUAAGACCUGUUUUUUUUUUAUUAUUUGAUUAAUUUUAAUUGUGUAAAUAUACUCACAGUAUGUAUGUUAUACUAUAUGGAUGAGUGUGUUCUUACUGCUUUUCCUUUUUUGAACUUUUAAAUUUACAUCUUUGUCUUUACUUUCUGUUGUUUUUUGUGCUCUUUUCAUUAUUGUACACUAUAAACAGUUGUUAUUUUUAAAAACUGUAAAGAAACCACUACAUUAGUAAUUUUUUAUGAAUAAUUUUAAUCAAAUUCUAGAAAAGCUUUUUAAUUUUGUGUCGAGACUUCAUCCUUUUAUAUAACUAUGUAUAUACUUCAAGUGCUUACAUUUUUUAUAAAAGUUCAUACAACCGGAAACAACCCUUGACAAAAAUAAUAACGAGAUGCUAAUAACUGCUACUUAUUCACAGAUGUAACAAAGAAUUCAUGUUCUAAUUACCACACAUCACGACACAACUUUUACCUUAGAUUACGACUUACCUUUUAACCUCACAAUAUGACAUAACUUUUCUUAUUUUGGUUUCUUUUGUUUCAGUAGUCAGUUGACAAAUACCUCUUGUUUCUAUUUUCAAAUUGCACUGUGUCUAACAGUGAGAAGUAGAUACUUUCUCUGGUAUGAUCUGAACAUGUACAGGGCCUAUGAAAGCAGUUAGCACACCAAUAAACGAUAACUGGAAAAUUGGCAUUAUGUUUGAAAAGCAUUUUGAGAAUCCGAGAUAUUUUUAAGGAAGAACCCAGUACUGAACGUAUAGGCAGAUUUCUGCAUUUGAAAUGGGCUUUAGUUGUAGGGGCAAUUGCAAACAAAAUGUAAUAUGUUUAAUGAUAAUUAUUGUCAUUUUUAUGUUCUUAUUUCGGCUGAAUAGCUUACUAAUCAGUAAAGUUAGAUUUAAAACUUAUAUUGAUAAACCGUACAUUGUUGAUGGCAAAUUUAAUGUGAAACUUAAAAAGGAGCAUUACAAAAAUAAAGACAGUGCUGUAACGCCACGUAAUCGGUCUGAAAGUAUAGUUAAAAAUACUCACAUAAUCGCAAAAACUAAUGGCAGAAAAGAAAUCAGUAAAUAUAUACUUGCAAUGAUUAAGGCGAUACAACAAAGUGAUAAAACAGCUGAAAAGAAAGUAAAUGUGUUAGAACAUAUUGGCUGCCCUCCUGUUCCAAGAAAAGUAAAUGGCGUUGAAGACUUAUUAUGUAUGCCGCCUCCUGUGUUCUUGCCAGAGUUUAAGAAUCCAUGCUGGUACUCUAAUGAGAGACGUUUACAAUGUCUUCCGUACUUCCAAAUAAUUGGUAUGGAUAAAAGCGGAUCUACUGAUUUGUUCGACAAAAUUGCUAAACACCCGGAUGUUCUGAAGAAUGAUGGAAUUUUGCAAAAGGAAACAAUGUGGUGGUCUUGGUUACGAUAUGGUCAUUGGUUGAAAACUCGAAGGGAAGUUCAGCCUUUUCAAAGGUAUUUGCAGUAUUUCGCAUCAGCGGCAUACACCAUUCAGUCACAUCCGGAAUCAAGACUUAUAACAGCUGAUGGAACUCCAAUGGACUUCUGGGACAUGAGUGGAUGGGUGGAUAUACCACAGAAUAAUGGACUAGCAGAGCCCGCUGUUAUUACAGCACAUCUGAUAAAACACAUGAAUCCAAGGGUUAAACUCAUUAUUAUCCUACGAGAUCCUGUUGAAAGGCUGUUUAGUGACUACUUUUUUCUGAAACAGGGAGUUAUGACGUUGGAAGGAUUCCAUUCAGAAGUUGUCAAAUCCAUUGAAAAGCUUCAUUCCUGUACUAAAGGGUCAUCUUCGUUAAGGGGUUGUUUGUAUAAUAGAAAUCUUCACUUGGGAUUAAAUGCAAGGAUACAUCUAGGAUUUUACUCAGUAUUCAUGAAGGACUGGCUAAAGGUUUUCCCGAGGGAGCAAUUUUAUAUAACAACAACAGAGAUGUAUUCCCAAUCUCCGAGUCAGAUCCUGCAAGAAGCAUUUGAUUUUCUUGAUCUACGGAAACUUACACGUAAAGAAGUAGAUCAAUUUUCGAGAGCUGAAAGACAGCACGUCACAAAGAAUAAAGAUAAUUUGGGACAAAUGUUGCAGCAGACGAGAGAUAUUCUUGAGCGGUUGUAUGGAACAUUUACUAAAGAGCUAGCAUCUAUUCUUGAAGAUGAUAAAUAUUUAUGGAAGAAGACUGUUCAAACCUGAGACAAUCUUGUCUGCUUCUAGUGUCAAUAAUAAAGCCUCAUUUCCAGCGCCUCCCAAAGCACUUCUUGAUUGAAUAUAUGAAAGCGAAUGUUUUUAUUGCUUGAUUGCGAGGCACAAAUCCAAACGCGCACAUUUGUUUUCAAGCAAAUAUCCUUGAGCACUCUUCUGAUUAUAGAAAUGAGUUUUGAGCAAAUGAGAUCGGUCAUUAAGUUGAGGACAAGUGCUGUUUUAACAAUCAUUGUUUUCUUUUUUGACCUAUUUAUAGACAGUCACUUUAUGUCAAAAGGUGAAUAAACAAUUUGAAACGUAUCUAACGCUUAUUGAAAAAUUUGGCAGGAACAAAAAUGUUACUGAAAUACAUUUUUGAACAAAAGUUAAGCGAUCCGCCAUAACAAAAUAUCGUUUACACACCCAAAGCACUGCUGUCCAACGUCCGAACCCGUGUAAACAUAGUGGGUAAUGAAUAUGGUAAUAACAACAGCUUUGAAUUGGGUAAGGAACCCGUUUGCUUCUUUAAAAAUGGUCUGUACGUUAAAAGACCCUUCUCAUAUUUCAACUUAUUAUUGCUGUUGUCGGUGGUUGAUUUGUUUAUGUAAAAUGAGAAGUCUUAUUUCAAAAUUACUAACAUAGCAAUUAUGAUAGUUUUAAUGAUAAUAAUAUUGAUGAUAACAAUAAUUAUGAUACUAAUGGUAAUAAGACAACGAUAAAAAUCAUGAGACGUAACUAAGUUUAGAGAUAUAGAAUUGAUUACCAUAAUUAUUUCUUUACACUAGCUCUCUUAAAGUACAUCGUUAUUAUAUCGAAUGAAAGUCCUUGGUCAUAGCAAAUGGAAAAUUACACUAAUUAACUUACUUUUUCGUUUCCUGAAACAACGACAAUUCAAGUAUAUCUUGGCUGUUGUCAUGUUAUGACCUUGCUUCAUACAAGCAGACGGAAAUAUCUUCAUCAUAUCCAUCAGUAGAGACUUAAGAUAAAGAAGCCGUAAUGAACGGCAUUUUCAACAUCAAGUUGAAUCGUUGAUCUCAUGUUUAGAUAAUAGCAAAAGCUCAUCUUCGCUCGAUGUAGGUCAAAUGCACAUUUUUAACGCAAAUGGCGUGGAAAUAUCACGUUUAAACCUAACCCUAAAUUGUAGUGACGUUGCCAUUUAUACGCCGAUUAUAUUAGUUUCGGGGCGUCGAAUGUAUUCAAAAAGUAUUUUAUAUAAUAUAACGGGCCCGUUGAAACCUAUACGGUGAUGUAAUUUUAUAUUUUGUUAUGGCGGAUUACUUAACUUUCAAAAUAUAUACUCCGACUAUUCGACGAAAGGAAUGCUUACUUUUAUUUUACUGUAAAAUGAGCGAAAACAUGCGUGGGUUUCCGAGGUCGUUUUCUCUGUAUUGUCUCAUUCCUCACACACACACACACGCACGCACACACACACACACACACACACACAAUGGAACUGGUUCAACCCCAAAAGAUAUAAUGACCAGCCUACAUCACUUCUUAAGGAAUUUGUCUAGGUUGUUAAUCUUACAUUGAGAGUAAGUAGAGAAGCUUUCAAAUAGCCUUAACCUUUUUCUUCCUUUGAACUAACUUAUUCUUACAAUUUACUUUGUCGAAAUCGAACCCUUCCGCUUAGCUCAGUAGGGAGAGCGCUGAUCUACGGAUCUUUGGGUCAUGAGUUCGAUCCCUGGUCUCCGUGGCAAUUUGAUAAAAGGCAUUGUGUCUGAAAUCAUUCGCCCUCCACCUCUGGGGAUCGAACUCACGACUCCGCGAUCCGUAGACCAACGCUCUCCCUACUGAACUAAGCGGGCAGGCUUCCAUUAAAUGAAAUCAUAAAUAAUAUUUACUUAAUAAUUGAAAGAUUGUAACUAUAAGCGAAUUAUUUAUUGAUAUUGAAGUUGCAUUGAUAAAUCUAUGCCAUACUGGUUAGAGGGAACUUCGAUAGUGGGUAGUUUCUGUUUCUACGGUAGUGGACCCGAAAUAACAAUAGUUUGAUACGUAAUCUUGUUUUGUGAAUCAGAGUUUCUUUUAUUCAUAUAUAGUUAUAUAUACAUAUAUACAGCAAUGAUACACACUUAACAUACAUUUUCAAUGGUAUAAAUGAGAAUAGGUAUGUAUUUUCUAGGAAAUAUUGUUAAAUAUCAAUUUAAAUGUUGACUUGAAUCUCAAUGAAAAAAAGUAUGUUAACAUUUUUGAACUUAUGAUAAUUGAUUAAGUAUGUGAUUUCUCCGCUUCAAUUACCACGCCAUGUAACGUUAUAUACCGGUAAUAGAUUUCUUGGCGAACAAUAUGUCGAUUUAUUAAUGAUACAAAAACAUUUCAAUUUGUUCUUACAAAAUGUUAUGAGUGUAGUUUACGACUGUCACAGAAAUACUUACGGUUAUUCGGUGUUAUGAUUCGGUUGGUGAUGUUAUAUGAUUCUUCUGAGGAGGUUAUGAUUCUUCAUAGCAUAGACUUACGCACACUUACUUACAGUAGUUCCUCUUGUACUUGUCCAGUGUA
Mercenaria mercenaria is the source of this 4974-nucleotide messenger RNA. RefSeq names its product carbohydrate sulfotransferase 15-like. Bases 1087 to 2487 code for a protein of 466 amino acids. Lineage: Eukaryota; Metazoa; Mollusca; Bivalvia; Venerida; Veneridae. Gene Ontology annotation, molecular function: N-acetylgalactosamine 4-sulfate 6-O-sulfotransferase activity. The record is from RefSeq and is a predicted model, not a curated record. The transcript is spliced from 8 exons. Gene Ontology annotation, biological process: hexose biosynthetic process.